Molecule: messenger RNA, 192 nt
Organism: Racocetra persica
Lineage: Eukaryota; Fungi; Glomeromycota; Glomeromycetes; Diversisporales; Gigasporaceae
Source: the annotation of a GenBank genome assembly
CCACAUGAACGUCCUUCCAUAGAGGAAAUCAUUCGACAGUUAAAACCUGUAGAAUUGGAUCCUAAAUACAAUGAUUCCGAUCUUAAAGAAAAUAAUAGAUCUGAUUUUAAAAAUGUUGAUAUUUACGGUGAAAUUUAUAAAGCAAAAGGGAAUAGAGAUUUAGAACUUCGUACAAACAGUGAAAUCAUGUAA